This is a messenger RNA of Paraglomus brasilianum, 181 nucleotides long. Lineage: Eukaryota; Fungi; Glomeromycota; Glomeromycetes; Paraglomerales; Paraglomeraceae. The record is from the annotation of a GenBank genome assembly.
CUUGAAACGGAAGUCACAUCCCUCUCAACCCGAGAAUAGAAAUAAGAAAUUUGCUACUGAUCUGAGAGAUCAAGCAGAAUCCAAUAUUGAAUAUAAUGAUGAAGACAGAGACGAAUAUGAUGCAGGUUUGUUGGAAAGAGUCGAAGAAGCACAACUUCAGGAAAAAGCAGAUAUCCUGUAA